This is a messenger RNA of Haliotis rubra (blacklip abalone), 2852 nucleotides long. Its product is annotated as tyrosine-protein kinase Src42A-like. Gene Ontology annotation, cellular component: extrinsic component of cytoplasmic side of plasma membrane. The record is from RefSeq and is a predicted model, not a curated record. Gene Ontology annotation, molecular function: ATP binding; signaling receptor binding; non-membrane spanning protein tyrosine kinase activity. NCBI's taxonomy places the organism in Eukaryota, Metazoa, Mollusca, Gastropoda, Lepetellida, Haliotidae. Gene Ontology annotation, biological process: protein phosphorylation; cell surface receptor protein tyrosine kinase signaling pathway; cell differentiation.
GGUAGUUGUUCGGCGCCGGCUGAGAUCAUCACGAAUAUUUCUGAAUAAUGUCAAUGAGAUCGUCUCCCCUUGCGGAUAAAUUACGAGGAUGGCAUAGGACCACGGCCGGGUGUAAGGGCUGAGAACGUCCAUCAUUUCACUUGGAUUACCGUUUUCGUUUGGCUACACAAUUUUAUAAAAGAUGGGAAACUGUUUCGGUGGUUCCGAUCACUCCCCAGCACCCAGAACCAACAAUGGAGGAGUGGAAACCCCUCAACGCACGAAACCAGCGUCGGAAAAUGGUGCUGUGAGCGUGUCGAGCACUGGGGGAUCAAUUGUGACAAACGUGAACCAGUCGGCAGCAUCUCCGAUUGCACAGUCUCCAAAACAUCAGUCAGAACAAUCGUUAGGGGAGCCUCUAUCCUCCAGUAAAAUAUUUGUUGCAUUGUACGACUACGAUGCAAGGACUGAUGAGGAUUUGAGUUUUAGGAAAGGAGAACACUUAGAAAUUCUAGAUGAUACCCAAGGGGACUGGUGGAAUGCUAGAUCCAAGAUUACUAAAAACAAGGGAUAUAUACCGUCCAAUUAUGUGGCCAAGUUAAAGAGUUUAGAAUCAGAACCAUGGUAUUUUGGUAAAAUCAAGCGAGUAGAAGCGGAGAAGAAGUUAUUAUCCCCAGAAAACGAACAUGGGGCAUAUUUAAUUCGUGACAGUGAAAGUAGAAGAAACGACUAUUCAUUAUCAGUUCGGGAUGGUGACACAGUAAAGCAUUACAGAAUUCGACAGCUGGAUGAAGGUGGUUUCUUCAUCGCUCGCCGGGUAACAUUCAGAUCUCUGUCGGAACUGGUCGACCAUUACAGUUCGGAUGCUGAUGGCCUCUGUGUUAACCUUAGGAAACCAUGCUCACAGGUGGAAAAGCCCCAGACUGUUGGUCUGUCCUACAACACCAAGGACCAGUGGGAGAUCCCCAAGAAUUCCCUGAAACUCAUCCGCAAGAUCGGCCACGGCCAGUUCGGUGAGGUGUGGGAAGGCUUGUGGAACAACACCACUCCUGUUGCCAUCAAGACCCUCAAACCAGGCACCAUGGACCCUAAGGACUUCUUGGCUGAGGCUCAGAUCAUGAAGAAACUCAGACACUCCAAACUGAUCCAGCUGUACGCUGUGUGCACUCAGGACGAGCCCAUCUACAUCGUCACCGAGCUCAUGAAGAACGGCAGCCUGCUUGAAUACCUGCAGGGCAAGGGCCGAGUGCUGAAGCUGCCCCAGCUCAUUGAUAUUGCAGCCCAGAUUGCUUGCGGCAUGGCCUACCUGGAAUCACAGAACUACAUCCACAGAGACCUGGCAGCCAGGAACAUCCUUGGGGACUGCAACAACGUCAAAAUUGCUGACUUUGGUCUAGCCAGAGUUAUCAAGGAGGAUGAGUAUGAGGCUAGAGUCGGAGCUCGCUUCCCCAUCAAGUGGACAGCACCCGAGGCCGCCAACUACAACAGGUUCACCAUCAAGUCUGACGUCUGGUCCUUCGGCAUCCUGCUCACUGAGAUUGUCACAUACGGACGGGUGCCUUAUCCAGGAAUGACAAAUGCCGAGGUACUGCACCAGGUGGAACAUGGCUACCGCAUGCCCUGCCCACCUGGCUGCCCCAAGACAUUGUACGAUAUCAUGCUGGAGUGCUGGAGGAAGGACGAGCUCGAACGACCCACUUUCGAAACACUGCAGUGGAAACUAGAAGAGUUCUUCCCCCUGUCAGUCGACCCCUCCGAGUACAAGGAGGCAUCGUAUGUGCGAUAAGAACACAAAACAUUAUGGACCAAACUUAAUCUCAAACCCGCUCAAAUUUGUACGAGGCUUGACAGGACAAUGCAUUGUGGGAUAUAUUCACCGUGUUGAAGCUUGUGAUGUCAAACUACAGCAAGCAGUGCUCUAAGCAGUGGAAAUGAUGGAUGUUUUAGGUGUGAAACUGGACACAAAGAUGGUGUAAGAUGUAGUGAUAUUGUCUGUGAGUUAGUGCAGUGACAAGACAUUGUUGACUUUCAAUGGUGCUGAGAGAGACGAUUGUACAAUCAGUACUGUGUGCCGCUACAGACACCCACACUAGCAUCGCAGCGGUUUCCCAUUGCGAAACCACAUUGGUUUCACGUGACGAUUCACAUUGCAAUUCUCAUUGCACUGGUUUCCUACUGAACAAUUGCAGAGAGAACUGUUUUUAACUUGUUGUGACUUUGUGUCGUUUUGUCUUUUUAAUUGAAAUUUCUAGAACAAAUCAGUAGUAAUCACUUGUCAGAGACAUACUGAGUGUGCUUUUAGUACUUAAGUGCUUUUACAUGACUAGCAAACAGUUGUCGCCCCCCUUCUGAUAUAGGUCGAUCACCUCUAUGUCUCUUUCGUCAUGUGACCUGUCAUGUGACUUUGUCCGGUCUUUCAUGUUGUCCUGAGUGAUAGUGAUAAUGGGAAAUGCUGGAAAAUGAGGGGGCAUCUCAAAACUGCAGACAUGAUGUUUCGAUAAACAUGAUAGUUAUUGAGAGUUUCUUUAAGAUAUGUGUUUUGUUUACUUUAAUAUUAGAAAACUAAAGCAAAUUUGUUAUGUAAAAAAGUACUUAUGAUGAGUAAUUGAAUUGUUAAGGAUAAUUUACCAAUAUGAGUGUCUGCAUUUGACAUGCCCCCCUCUAUUGCUUGUACAUAGAGUUGUAAGUUAUAGCCCUUUCACGUUGUUGUACUGCACACGAUGCAUGCAAACUACUGCUCCAUUUUACCACAGUCUAGAAUUUUCUCCUCAGAAUUUGUGCUUCCUGGAUAUAAACUGUGAACAUUAAUCCAGAUAUUGGCAAAUAUUGCUGAGAGAAUUGUAGUCAUAAUCAUGAUAAACGCAAACAUAAUA